Messenger RNA from Lepus europaeus (European hare), 2814 nucleotides. RefSeq names its product solute carrier family 35 member A3 (gene SLC35A3). Bases 286 to 1266 code for a protein of 326 amino acids. Gene Ontology annotation, molecular function: UDP-galactose transmembrane transporter activity. Gene Ontology annotation, biological process: pyrimidine nucleotide-sugar transmembrane transport. Gene Ontology annotation, cellular component: Golgi membrane. Lineage: Eukaryota; Metazoa; Chordata; Mammalia; Lagomorpha; Leporidae. The record is from RefSeq and is a predicted model, not a curated record. The transcript has 8 exons.
CUGGCAAGUGCGAAGCUGGGGCCGCCACAGCCGAGCCGGGAACGGCGUUUGCCCGGGCCGAGGCGGAAGCCGGAGCAUUUGGAGGACGGGACCGCGGGAACCCGGAAACGCCUGGGCUGCACCAAGCUGGCAACAGCGACGGCGGCGGGAGCUGGCGGCGCUGCGGGUCAGCGGUCGCGGCGGACCCGGCCGACUCGGCAGCCUGGGUCGCCCGGCGUUGCUGAGCCGCAGCCCCCAGUGCGCGCAGCCGGAGGAGCUGCGCGGGAGGCAAAUGAAAAUAAAACAAUGUCUGCCAACCUGAAAUACCUUUCCUUGGGAAUUUUGGUCUUUCAGACUACUAGCUUGGUUCUAACGAUGCGUUAUUCUAGGACUUUAAAAGAGGAGGGACCACGUUAUCUAUCUUCUACAGCAGUGGUUAUUGCUGAACUUUUGAAGAUAAUGGCCUGUAUUUUAUUAGUUUACAAAGACAACAAAUGUAGUCUAAGAGCACUGAACCGAGUACUACACGAUGAGAUUCUUAAUAAACCCAUGGAAACACUUAAACUUGCUAUUCCAUCAGGGAUAUAUACUCUUCAGAAUAAUUUACUCUAUGUGGCUCUGUCAAAUCUAGAUGCAGCUACUUAUCAGGUCACAUAUCAGUUGAAAAUUCUUACAACAGCGUUAUUUUCUGUGUCUAUGCUUAGUAAAAAAUUAGGUGUGUACCAGUGGCUUUCCCUAUUAAUUUUGAUGACAGGAGUUGCUUUUGUUCAGUGGCCCUCAGAUUCUCAAGAACUUGAUUCUAAGGAACUUUCGGCUGGCUCUCAGUUUGUAGGCCUCAUGGCAGUUCUCACAGCAUGUUUUUCGAGUGGCUUUGCUGGUGUUUAUUUUGAGAAAAUUUUAAAAGAAACGAAACAAUCAGUAUGGAUAAGAAACAUUCAGCUUGGUUUCUUUGGGAGUAUAUUUGGAUUAAUGGCUGUGUACAUUUAUGACGGAGAAUUGGUAUCCAAGAAUGGAUUUUUUCAGGGAUAUAACCAAUUGACCUGGAUAGUUGUUGCUCUUCAGGCACUUGGAGGCCUUGUAGUGGCUGCUGUUAUUAAGUAUGCGGAUAAUAUUUUAAAAGGAUUUGCAACAUCUUUGUCUAUAAUAUUAUCAACACUGAUAUCCUAUUUUUGGCUACAAGAUUUUGUACCAACCAGUGUCUUUUUCCUUGGAGCCAUCCUUGUAAUAACAGCAACUUUCUUAUAUGGUUAUGAUCCCAAGCCUGCAGGAAAUCUCACUAAAGCAUAGCCAAAAACUGUCUUUAACUGGUUUUUCAAGAUGGUGCACUAGAAAUCUCGACAUUAAUCUUGCACGGAGGACUUCUACAGAUUCUGAAGAUAUUAUCAUGCUAAAUCUGAUCAGAUUUUUUAAAAUGGUUUGAGAAUACACAGGUUUAAAGAUAAAAUGUGUACUGUAUAUGUAACAAAAUAUAUUACAUCUAGAAAUCAAAACUUGAAAGUUAUUCCGGGGAUUAGAAUGAAAAGAAAUAUGGGAGGAAACUUGAAAUCUGAGUUUAGAAAGAUUUUACCUUUUUGAUUGCUGCAGAAAUGUCCUAUGCACUCUUUGCAAGAGCACACAAAUGUCCUAAAUCAAUUUUUGCAAACUCUAUUUAAUCUUACUAAAUUUUUUAAUCUCAUUGUUUCUGUACAGAUAUAUAAAAUCACAUGGAAUAUUUAAAGUUUGAAAAUUCUAAUUACCUAUAAUGCUGUGAAAAAAAUGGAAGUCUGAUUUGAAGAAAAUAUUUGACAUACCUGAGAUUUUUAUAUUUAUACAAAAUGUUACUAAACGUUACUUGUUAAACUACAUAAAAAUUGAUUAAGUCACAUUCUAGGUCUGAUUUGUUAGAGAAUCAAAUUCAUAUUUAGCGUAGAAAUGCAUCUGUUUCUCCAUAUAUACAUCUUUAGACCAUUUAGUACUUAGAGACAGCUGAAAGUAAUCUGGUUGCUCUUGUAGUAGUAACCAUUGACUUUUAUGCUAAUGGAGUUUCCCCCUUCUUCCAUUUCUUUUCUGUAAGUCAGGUGAAUCCUUAAUAUUGGUUUAAAUUCAAUUCAUUUGUAUUAAUUGCUAUUAAAGUUUUAAUUUAAUGGGAUUAAAUCUUCAUUUAGUAAUUUAACAUAAAAUUAUUGUCUAAUAUCUCCAUUUGGAGAAUUUUGAAUUAUCAAGCAUAUACUGUAUACCAUUAGAAGUUUUUACAAGAAUAUCUUACUCAUUGCUCUGUCAAAACUUUCUUUAAUCUACAAUUGUUGAUAAAACAACCAAAAGAAUAGUAGUACACAUGUCAGUAGACGGAGACCAUAAUGACUUUUCUUAGAAACAUUUCCAAUUGCUGUAUUAGAUUAUUUUAUAUGACUCUAUGACUUUAAAGCUACUCAGAAGUUUUAGACCUCUGAUAAAACCCAUUGACCCCGGUAAUACUCUGAAUACAUGACUGGGAAAGGUAGCUGACUCCUGAGUUCCUUUCUGUGUCCCCACAGAGCUGCUGGGAAGGUGCCACCAUUUUGUUUUAAAAUAGUGAUUUUUUUUUUUCUUUUUAACACUGGAGUUGAGGAUGCAAAUUACAUGAGUUAUUUAAUAAAUUUACUCAAGGGGAGAGAAUAUUUUAUAAAUCAGUAAAUUGGUGAGCAAAAAUGCUUUCUGAAAUUGGAAUAUGGGUUUAAUUUAAUUAUUGACUGUAGACAGAAUUACCUGUUGAGUAUAUGAAGUAUUUUAGUUUAUUUUUUCAUUCAUGCUGUAUAUAUGUUUAAAAAUCUGUUCUAAUAGAUGUAAAAGCUAUAAUAAAAUAAAUAUUUUUAUAUA